AUGCAGCGGUCCCCGGGCUCCGAGUUCGGCCUCGUCCUCCUGCUGCUCGCGGUGCUGCCUGACUGUGCGCGGGGGACUCCCUGCGUCCGCGGGCGCGGAGAUUCUCACUCUGUUCACUAUGAUUUCAACAUUUCUUUUAAUGAACCAUGGUGCAUGGUCCAAGGACAGAAGGAUGGAAAGAAGUCUCUUUUAUAUGACUGUGGCAGCAAUAAGGUCAUAUUUAUGAAUCUCCUGAGAGAUGAGGGAAAGGCCACGGAUUACUGUAAAGUAAUGCUCAGUACCCUGAACGAUGUGCGUGACCAUAUCAAACCAUUACUGACUGACAUUAAACAGGAGAAAUACCCAGAUGGAGUUUCCCAUGGGGACUGUGGGGCAGCUCCUUUCACCCUGCAGGUCAGGAUGACAUGCCUGUGCAAAGCCGACGGAAGCACCAGUGGAUCCUUGGAGUUUUCCUUGGGUGGAGAGAGGUUCCUUACCUUUGACUCUGAGACAAAAGAGUACAGAGCGGAUAAUUCCCUAGGUGAACGGCUGAAAAAGAAGUGGGAGAAUAAUGUGGAUUUGAACACAUUCUUGAGAUACACCUUAAACGGAGAUUGCAAGGGAUUGUAUCAAUGCUCGCUGCACUGGAAGAAAGAGCUGGAGACAACAGGUAACGGGAGACAGGGAAGGUGUUGUUCUCUUGAGAUAAGCUAGACCUACCCUUGUGUGAAUGUGUGUGUGUAAGAGUGUGUGUAUGUGUGUUUCAGCAUGUAAGCGUGUGUGUGGAUGGGUGUGAGUAUGUUUGAAAAGUGACGAAUCUGCGGCGAGUUCUUGGGAGAGUAAUGGCCAUGGGUGUGUUCUACCAUCUCUCCUUUCCCUUCUCAUCUCCUCAGGAAUCUGUUUUCAGACUUGUUCCUUACUGUUCCCUCUUCUUGGAAUCACUUUUCUUCAUUUCUCCUGGCCUAUUUCUGGAAAUCCUUCAAUAUCACCUCAAAUCAGCUCCUGGGAAGACUUCCGUACCACCUUCCUCUUGAGUGUCCUCCUCUUCUGUCACAGCAGGAGUGACUGGGUAGAUUGUAACCCUUUCUUCCCCCAUUAGCUCUGUGAGUCCCUUUGAGACAGGGCCCAUCUCCAUUCUUUGUUCCAACCCAGGAUCUGUCACAGUGGCUGCCUCACUGAAA
Messenger RNA from Myotis lucifugus (little brown bat), 1160 nucleotides. RefSeq names its product UL16-binding protein 3-like. The coding region runs from base 1 to 693 and encodes 230 amino acids. Gene Ontology annotation, cellular component: external side of plasma membrane. The transcript is spliced from 3 exons. Gene Ontology annotation, biological process: immune response; positive regulation of T cell mediated cytotoxicity; antigen processing and presentation of endogenous peptide antigen via MHC class I via ER pathway, TAP-independent. The record is from RefSeq and is a predicted model, not a curated record. NCBI's taxonomy places the organism in Eukaryota, Metazoa, Chordata, Mammalia, Chiroptera, Vespertilionidae.